AUGACUAAGGGCGAAACCAUCAAGACCUCGUGGCCCCAAGGGUCGCAUGACUCCUGGUCAGAACAGACCAUCUACGGGCAAGAGUUCCCUAAGAAUGUUGACUUCAUCAAUAAUUUAAAGCUUGAUAAGAAGCUCCAACCCAAAAAGUACAAGAUUGAAGGAACGCACCAAGAGUCAAGGAUCUUGUUCAGAAACGUCAAGAUCCUUGACUCUACAGGCCGUGAGCCAUACCUGGGGGAUGUGUUGAUCCAAGGUGAAAUGAUCACUGCAGUGGGUCAGGUCCCCAAUAAAGAAGAACUCGAGCGAAACCCCUCCGUCCGUAUCAUUGAGGGAAGGGGCAGGACGCUCAUGUCUGGCCUUGGAGAUGGACAUACUCACUUCACAUGGAAUGGAGGUGACCUCAACAGACUUGGAGAAUUAGACAUCGAGGAGCAUGUUCUCCUAACAAUCAAGAGUGCCCAAUGUUUCCUCGACUCAGGAUAUACCAUGUGUUUUGGGGCGGCUUCAGCUAAAGACCGGCUGGAUGUGGUGGUUCGAGACGCCAUCAACGCUGGUGAUAUUCCGGGGCCUCGCUAUCUUGCUAACGCCAGAGAGAUCGCCAAGACAGAUGGCGAGUUGGUCGCGGGUAUUACACGAUUCGCAGACGGUCCAGAUGAAAUGCGCGAGGUCAUCAAACACAACAUCGAAAACAUUGGCGUCGACAACAUCAAACUCAGCAUCUCAGGCGAGGAAAUCACCGAGAUCCGGUCAGCGCAGGAUUGCUACUUUCAUGACGAUGAGAUGGCCGCCUGCGUAGAUGAGGCUCACAAACGCGGAAAGAGGUUGUGUGCACAUGCUCGAGCCAGAGAUUCGGUUAAGAUGUGUGUGAAGCAUGGUGUGGACGUGAUAUACCACGGCAAUUACAUUGAUGACGAAGGCAUGGACAUGUUGGAACGUGAGCGCGAGAAGUACAUCGUCGUGCCAGCUAUCAACUGGCUGGUAGCCACUACCUAUGAAGCCGAGGCAUUUGGAUAUACGCACCAAGUCGCUGAAAAAGCAGGAUACAAGCGGGAGCUUGAUGUUGCAGUUGCGGGACUACGCGAGAUGCACAGGCGAGGUAUUGUUGUUCUACCAGGAGGCGACUACGGUUUUGCCUGGACGCCCCACGGAACAUAUGCUCGCGAUCUUGAACAUUUCGUCAAGCUUCUCGGUUUUACCGCCCACGAGAGCAUCAUCGCUGCAACCGCUGGCGUUGCUACCCUCUUGAUGAGGGGUCACGAGCUUGGGAAAAUUCAGCCGGGAUACUACGCCGAUUGCAUCCUUGUCGACGGGGAUCCUCUGCAAGACAUUUCCAUCCUUCAGAACCAUGAUAGACUGAACGUCAUCAUCAUCAAUGGGCGGGUUCACAAAGCAGGAAGAAAGGAGUAUAUCAUGGAUACGUCAGGGUCGCUGUCAAGUGGGAUCCCUCAUCAUCUGAUAGGAGACUUCCCAGAAAAGCGCCCAGCCAUGCAGAGGCCAUUCUAG
Messenger RNA from Fusarium sp. VM40, 1503 nucleotides. The record is from the annotation of a GenBank genome assembly. NCBI's taxonomy places the organism in Eukaryota, Fungi, Ascomycota, Sordariomycetes, Hypocreales, Nectriaceae.